AUGAUCACUAGCGACAUGGCGAAUAUGCCAAUCCAGAGGCUCUUGCACAAUGCAAGGCAACAAAGAAGAGAAGGCUCUCCGAGUAUUGAUGACGACGCGCAUCUCCGUCUACGCCUUCUGGACGAAGCGUCAAAGCGCAUACCAAGCUCAUUCUCCACGCGUGGCACUCAAAGCCCGUCACACCACAGGCUGAGAACAGACCAGAUUUACUCUGCUGCAACUCUGCAGCGCGAAUGGUUCCUCUCGUUCCUGCAUGACAACCUUUCGAGGAAGCGUCCGCGUCUUCUCAAACUUGGCAGGCACAUCCGUGUCGAGCGAGAUGAGAACUCCACCAGGGUCUGCCUGCCUCCUCUCCAGUGCCAUCUGCAGCCGAAUUCUCCUACUCACGGACGAUGCCCGCUCGCAAGGGAGCAAACAUUAUUACAAUUACAAGCCCUCAUUCGCCGCAGGUCGUCAUGA
This is a messenger RNA of Cercospora beticola, 459 nucleotides long. The record is from RefSeq and is a predicted model, not a curated record. NCBI's taxonomy places the organism in Eukaryota, Fungi, Ascomycota, Dothideomycetes, Mycosphaerellales, Mycosphaerellaceae.